Molecule: messenger RNA, 1385 nt
Organism: Carassius gibelio (silver crucian carp)
Lineage: Eukaryota; Metazoa; Chordata; Actinopteri; Cypriniformes; Cyprinidae
Gene: dnajb6a
Product: DnaJ heat shock protein family (Hsp40) member B6a
Exons: 10
Coding region: 170-1132 (320 amino acids)
Biological process (GO): positive regulation of proteasomal ubiquitin-dependent protein catabolic process; protein refolding
Cellular component (GO): cytosol; endoplasmic reticulum membrane
Molecular function (GO): ATPase activator activity; Hsp70 protein binding
Source: RefSeq, a predicted model, not a curated record
CAGAGAGACUACAGCCGCAGGCGCCAAUGCUUUGAAAAUCUAAAACAGGACGUGACGUCAAAUCUCGGAAGAAAAAAAAAUCCCAGAAGAUUCGUGUUAUUUCCGGACGCUUCUUGUCACAUCAGCUCGAUACAGCGUCCCACAGGCAGAGCAAUUGAAGUCAGUGGCCAUGGAUGAUGACUAUUACGUGAUUUUAGGGGUGCAGAGAAAUGCAUCUCCAGAUGACAUCAAAAAAGCUUACAGGAAACUGGCUCUCAAGUGGCACCCAGAUAAGAAUCCAGAUAACAAGGAAGGGGCAGAAAAGAAGUUUAAGCAGCUUUCAGAAGCUUAUGAAGUCCUUUCAGAUGCAAACAAAAGGAACGUAUACGAUCGAUAUGGAAAAGAAGGCUUAACUCCAGGUGGAGGAGGAGGAAGAGGACACUUUAAUAAUGACCACUUUGGAGGAUUCACAUUCCGCAAUCCAGAGGAUGUCUUCAGGGAAUUCUUUGGCGGUCAAGAUCCUUUUGCAGAUUUCUUUGGUGGAGAUCCAUUUAAUGAUGACUUCUUCGGUGGCGGUCGGCAGCACCACCACCACCACCAACACCACCACCACCACCAGCAGCGGGGCAUGAGCAGAAGCCGAACAGGAGGGUCCUUCUUUGGCGGCUUUGGGGGAUUCCCACCUUUUGGGGCAGGAUUUUCAUCUUUUGAUGCGGGUUUUUCUCCCUUUGGGCAUAUGGGAGGAGGUGGAUUAACUUCUUUCUCUUCAACUUCAUUUGGUGGAGGGGGAGGUGGCGGAGGCAUGGGCAGCUUCCGCUCUGUGUCAACCUCCACUAAAUUCAUCAAUGGCAGGAAGAUCACUACAAAAAGAAUCGUUGAAAACGGACAGGAACGUAUAGAAGUUGAAGAAGAUGGACAGUUAAAAUCUCUAACCAUAAAUGGAAAAGCCCAGGAGAUAGGCAUGCUGGAGGGUCACAGACAGAGGAAGGAGCUCCCUGACUCCUCUUCCUCCUCCUCCUCCUCCUCCUCGCAUUCUGCAAGGCAGUCAGCUCAGAGAGAGGAGCAAAAUAAAACUACAGGCAAAGAGCAAACUGGAGUCAAGAGGAAGAGAAUGACGGUGAAGGGAGAGACCAAAAAGGCCAAAGAGUCCUAAAUUUGUCUCUUCAUCUCAAUUUAUAGUACUGAUAGUCUGACAUACUGUAGCUGUGCAUAUUCUGUGUUGAGGCUGGAAAAACUCGCUAGCAGUUUUGGUUUUGUUUAUUUUAUUUUAUUUGUUUGGAUGCAAAAGUAACAUUUAUUAGAAGUUUUUUAUGCUGAUACUAAUCGAUAACAAAUAGUAAAUCAUCUGCUCUGAAGAACUUUGACUGAUUUUAAAAAAUCAAAAUAAAAACCUGAAUUUGAAAAGA